AUGAAUCGACUCUUUGGUUCCAAUAAACGCACUCCAAAACCAACAUUGAACGACGCCAUUUCAUCGACCGAUGUACGAGCAGACGCCGUAGAAGUCAAGAUUCGAAAGCUGGAUGCCGAGUUGACACGAUAUCGAGAUCAAAUGAAAAAGAUGCGUGAUGGACCUGCCAAGAAAGCAGUACAACAAAAAGCGUUGCGUGUGCUAAAACAACGUAAACUAUAUGAAUCACAACGAGACAACCUUCAACAACAAUCCUUCAAUAUGGAACAAGCACAGAUGACUACCGAGAACCUACGCAAUGUGAUGGCAACGGUUGAUGCUAUGCAGACGGCCAACAAGGAGAUGAAGAAACAAUACAAGAAUGUCAACCUGGAUAAGAUUGAUCAACUACAAGAUGAAAUGGAAGACUUGAUUGACCAAGCCAACGAGGUGCAAGAGUCGUUGGGACGUUCAUACAACCUACCUGAAGAUAUCGAUGAAGAGGACUUGGAGGCAGAAUUGGAUGCAUUGGGUGACGAAUUGGAUUUUGAAGAUGAAGAGAUACCAAGCUAUUUGCAAGAUGAAAGUGCUACCAGCGUUGAUUUACCAAAAGCAUCGGAAGCCGAGCCGACAGCAACCAAGGAUGACAAGAAAGAAGUCCAGCUGGAUGAGUUCGGAUUGCCUAUUGCAGCACAAACUCCCAUGAAAGCAUAA
Lichtheimia ornata is the source of this 693-nucleotide messenger RNA. RefSeq lists its product as uncharacterized. Gene Ontology annotation, biological process: vesicle budding from membrane; late endosome to vacuole transport via multivesicular body sorting pathway. Bases 1 to 693 code for a protein of 230 amino acids. Lineage: Eukaryota; Fungi; Mucoromycota; Mucoromycetes; Mucorales; Lichtheimiaceae. The transcript is spliced from 4 exons. Gene Ontology annotation, cellular component: multivesicular body. The record is from RefSeq and is a predicted model, not a curated record.